Molecule: messenger RNA, 642 nt
Organism: Cheilinus undulatus (humphead wrasse)
Lineage: Eukaryota; Metazoa; Chordata; Actinopteri; Labriformes; Labridae
Exons: 8
Coding region: 1-642 (213 amino acids)
Source: RefSeq, a predicted model, not a curated record
AUGGAGGCAAGGCAGCUGAGAAGAGAUGUAGAAGCCCUCAUUGGUAAUUACAUUGGACAGAAACUAAGAGAGAAAUCUUUUGAUCCAAAGGGUAAAGGGACCUCCACGAUGCUUGAUGACCUGGCUCACUAUGACCUGGCCAUCAGCGUUGCUCUGUGGUGGCUGGAGAAAGAAGAGGGACGAGAUCUGCUCGACAGAGACAUCAUUGGAGCAUCGAGUGGUUUAGGAACUGCCCGGUAUCCUAAUCGUUUGGAGAGAGAGGCGAUGAUCCUGUCCUCCUUUGCUGGGAUUGUUAUGAGCAGCCUUCCAGUGGAGGAAAUCUUGGCUCUGUACAGAUGUAAACCAGCUGCUUCUUACCCAAACCAAAACUCCAAGGGAGCACUUGUCUACCCGUUCACAUUAUCCUACCAUCCGUUUGCCAUGCUGGGCUCUUAUAAAGCUGUGGACCACUCCAAGAAACACAAUUUGAAGCUGAGGAGAUGGCUGUCAGAGCGGAUGAAGGCCAGCGCUCCUCCUGGACGAGUUUCAGUUCAGUCUUCAUCGACCUCCUCAUCGUCUCACUCCUUCCUCAGUGAGAGUAAUGAUGGUCAGGAUGAAAGGACCGAGCGCUAUGAGGGUUCACUGGAGUCUCUGCAGGACUGA